UAUAUUCUGCCUAAAGUUCCAGUCUUCACAGCUUUCCCUCUACUAGCUAUACGCGUAUCACCAUGGCUCUGAAACUCUUCCCUUUUCUCUUGCUGCUAACGCUCUCGAUCUCUCUGCAAAUUCAUGCUAGAGAGAGCCAGUUCUUCAGCAAAGUUCCCAGCACUUCCAACAACAACAAUGUUCAGGAGACGACACUCCCCAACACACGAGAGCAAAGCUUGAACAAGCAACAACAAGAGCCCAGCUUUGUCCCGGAGACGACGAAUCAAAAGACAGUAACAGUCAAGUAUCAAGAACAGAAACAGCAGAAACAACAGCAAGAACCCACUUUUAUCCCGGAGACUGAAAAUGGCUACGGAUUAUACGGCCACGAAACCGGUCAGUUCCCUCCCACCACUUCCGCCGCAGAGAAAUAUGAACCACACACCACCCCCACUACCACCACACCAACCUAUUAUGAGCCCUACACUACUCCCACCACUUCCGCCGCAGAGAAAUAUGAACCAUACACCACCCCCACUACCACCACACCAACCUAUUAUGAGCCCUACACUACUCCCACCACUUCCGCCGCAGAGAAAUAUGAACCAUACACCACCCCCACUACCACCACACCAACCUAUUAUGAGCCCUACACUACUCCCACCACCACCACCGGGAGUUAUGAACCCUACACCACCCCGAUCACCUCCGCCGCGGAAAAUUAUUCCCCGUACACUACCCAGUCUCAAACCCAAGAAUACUACAGCAACAACAACCGUGGAUACAACAACAACAACAAUUAUUACUACAACAAGAAUGCUUUUUGGAGUCAGCCGGACAACAUGAGCGGCUCCAAGUACAAGGAAAAUGGCUACACCAGCUUGGCAAACAGCAACAACAACAACAACAACAACGGCUACUAUAACUACUACAAUGGCGGCAACAAUGGUGAGAAGCAGGGCAUGAGUGACACGAAGUUCCUGGAGAAUGGCAAGUAUUAUUACGACGUUCAGAAUGAGAAGAAUAGCUACUAUCCCAAUCGGUAUCAGAGUUCAGAGAAUGAGUACAACAGUCGGAAUUACAAUAGCAACAAUCAGAAAAGUUACGAGUACAAUAACUUCAUGGAUAAGAACCAGAACCAGUAUGAGUUUGAUGAGCUCAAUGAUUGAUGAAUCGAUCCAAGCACCCGUUGUUUACACAUAAAAGUGAAAUCACUUCUAGUAAUGGUGUUUAAUUAGCUGCAAAUUAAGUUUUUAUUAGGAUAAUUAAGUUUUUAUUAAUUUUUUGAUCUUGUUUUUGGGUUUUUAUCAUCAUCAUCGUGCACUCUGAAAUGCUAAGGUAUGUUUGAGAACAUGUAUGGUUUUUUCGAAUUCUUGUUCAUGAAUUAUUAUAUACAGCUUUUCUUGCUUCUCUUUCA
Molecule: messenger RNA, 1399 nt
Organism: Mangifera indica (mango)
Lineage: Eukaryota; Viridiplantae; Streptophyta; Magnoliopsida; Sapindales; Anacardiaceae
Product: protein E6-like
Exons: 1
Coding region: 63-1151 (362 amino acids)
Source: RefSeq, a predicted model, not a curated record